This is a messenger RNA of Carcharodon carcharias (great white shark), 584 nucleotides long. RefSeq names its product sialic acid-binding Ig-like lectin 12. The annotation marks the transcript as partial. The record is from RefSeq and is a predicted model, not a curated record. The transcript has 4 exons. NCBI's taxonomy places the organism in Eukaryota, Metazoa, Chordata, Chondrichthyes, Lamniformes, Lamnidae.
AUGGAUCAGCACAGGAAGAGGUCAUUCAGACCAAGCAGAGCAUGUGGGCAGUUCCUCCCCAGGCGAGCAGUCGGACAGGUCCUGGCUUGAGAGUGAGAAGCUAAUGGAAUAUCUGGGAGUGGACAAUGAUCGGGAAAUCUUACUUCCUCCUGUCACUUCUCCAAGAUUUCACAGAUAAACCCACGAUAUUCCCUGCUGAAAUUAUUGCAGGAAAGCGUGUGGAUGUAAGCUGCACCUUCAACACAACGUGCAAUGGAACAGCAGCACCUGUCUUAACCUGGGACACUCCCACUGACGUACCUGGAUCAGUCUCAAACACUGUAACUCAGCAUGGUGUCACUCUGACCUAUACUUCUCUUCUGACCCUCAUCCCAUCACUCAAACACCACGGACACACUCUCAGCUGCAGAGUGAGAUAUCCAUCUGUUUCUUCGGAGCGGACCCUCGUACUAACUGUGCAAUAUGCACCACAGAAUCUCUCAAUUACUUCUCUUGAUACAAUUAACGCUUCAUCGAUCAUUAUAAUUGAGGGGAAUUCUGCAGUGAUAAUCUGCUCUGUCGAGAGCUUUCCAGCUUCUAACCUG